CAGAAGUUUGAAUCGGACUCGGGGGCUUUCUGCAUCGGCGGGGCAGAGCAGCGGCCACAGCCUAGACCAGCGCGUGCAGCAGCGCCCCCGCUACCCACCCCGCCAGCCUGGAUCCCGGCCCGCCGACGGCCGCGAGUGAGCAGCCCCCGACUCCACCGCUGUUCCCGCAGCCUCCCUGCGAGGGAGCCGAGCCCCCGCGCUGCGCUCCAGUCCUGCUGCGCCAGCAUGUCGUCGGCGGAGAGCCCCAGCCGCACAGCGGACAAGUCGCCGCGCCAGCAGGUGGACCGCCUGCUGGUGGGGCUGCGCUGGCGACGGCUGGAAGAGCCACUGGGCUUCAUCAAAGUUCUCCAGUGGCUCUUUGCUAUUUUCGCCUUCGGGUCCUGCGGCUCCUACAGCGGGGAGACAGGAGCAACAGUUCGCUGCAACAACGAAGCCAAGGACGUGAGCUCCAUCAUUGUUUUGUUCGGCUAUCCCUUCAGGUUGCACCGGGUCCAGUAUGAGAUGCCUCUCUGUGAUGAUGAAUCCACCUCCAAGACCAUGCACCUCAUGGGGGACUUCUCAGCCCCUGCUGAGUUCUUUGUGACCCUUGGCAUCUUUUCCUUCUUCUAUACCAUGGCUGCCCUAGUUCUCUACCUGCGCUUCCACAACCUCUAUACGGAGAACAAGCGCUUCCCGCUAGUGGACUUCUGUGUGACCGUCUCCUUCACCUUCUUCUGGCUGGUAGCUGCUGCUGCCUGGGGCAAGGGCCUGACUGAUGUCAAAGGUGCCACACGGCCAUCCAGCCUGACUGCAGCAAUGUCUGUGUGCCAUGGAGAGGAAGCAGUGUGCAGUGCUGGGGCCACACCCUCCAUGGGACUGGCCAACAUCUCCGUGCUCUUCGGCUUUAUCAACUUCUUCCUGUGGGCCGGGAACUGUUGGUUUGUGUUCAAGGAGACCCCGUGGCACGGGCAGGGCCAGGGCCAGGACCAGGGCCAGGGCCCCAGCCAGGAGAGUGCAGCUGAGCAGGGAGCAGUGGAGAAGCAGUAAACAGUCCCCGCCUGGCUACUCCUGAACUGGACAGCACCUCUUCAACACCAACAGCUCCCAGGACCUCCCUCUUCCUCCUCCAACUCCCUUCCCCCAUCAUUCUAGGCUUUGAGCUUUGGGACUACAGAUGGGCAGACGUCAGCUAUUGGAAACCUGGGCAGCCCACCCCAUGGCUUCCUAUCCCUCCUCUUGCUGGAGCCCCAGAUGGCAGGAGCUCAGUGCUUCUUGUGUACUGACUGAUUUCCAGCCUUCCCAGAGUCCAAUGUGCUUCCCACUCUUCUCUAGCUUCUCUUUGCCCACAGAGCCCACCAUGUGUGAACCAGGGAGGCACAGUAGCCUAAAAAAGGGCCCUUAGAGGGUCUAGAUGAAGCCUGAACUCAAUGGGAGCAGAUAAAUGGCAACUGAAUUGCAACUUGAGGAAAAAACUUGCCAGGAAACUUGGGACAGAAAUAGUUUCUUUUAUCCCCUUGGUCCUCUGACCCCCAGGGUGGGGCACUUUCCACCAGCACUCUAAACUAUACUUACCUUAGAAAAUUUUACCUUCCUUCCUGUCCUUCUUGGGCUUGGUCUCAUCUCACACUUGGGACACAAGAUGAAGGGCUUAGGAGCAUCUCCAUUUCAGGCCCCCUCACCCAACCACCCGGUUCACCUCCCUUCCCCUGCCUCUUGGGUCUGAGGCAUUCGAGAUCCUUUUUGAAGUCUGUCCAGGCCUUCCUUUCAUUCCUGUGCAGCAAGAUAGGGGCUCUGGAAGGGCCAGAAGGACAUCAUGAGGCUGAGUUGCCCCAGAGCCCCAGGACAUGGAUGGAUGGGCCCAUUUCCCCCUUACUCUUUGCUUGUUUCUCCCUGGUUCCUUAUAUAGUCCUUCUCUCAUACUUCCCCCUUCUCAUCUUUACAAAAGGAUGUGCCCUCUCCGUUGUCUUCCCAUCCUCCCCUGCUUCCUCAUUUUGCCAGGGUCUAUCCCCUCCCCAGUCCAGGGCAGCCUGAUGCUAUUGGUGCUUCUUCACUUUGGGACCCAGUUCCAUAUUUGUCUUUGGUGUGUCUCCUUUUCCUGAUACCUCCUCAGUCCCUCUCUAGACUCCAAGGCCAGCGAAUGCUAACUGGGCAAGGGUCAUCUACUUCUUACCCACUCAGAACACUUCAAUCUGCCCCAGUCAUCGGACUGCUCAGGGAAGGAUGAAGAGAGAAGAAUUCAACCAUUUUCCAAUCCAGUGCCAACUGGCCCGCUUAGCAUCCCAAAGGUGAAUGUGUCCUAUGCCAGUCUGUCCUCAGGACUGAGUUAACCCCCUUCAACCUCCUCACCUUCCUCAAUGCCACCCAUAGUAACAUGUGCAUUAUUGGAGUACCUGGGGGUCAGCACCUUUGACUUAGGGCCAAUUAUUUCCUCUUUGGGUCAGAGUUUUCCCACUCGAUGGGGAAAAGUGUGAGAUUUAUAUCCCUCAAAGCUCCAGAGUCCUUCAGCAAUUUGUUUUCAUUUUUUAGAUGUUGGGAAGGGGUUUGAGGAGGGAGGAAAGAAGAUGGGGAUGAGAAUGUUUCUAAAUAUGAAACUCUCUGCCCUGAGUUGUACCCAUAGUUACUCCAGGACAAGGGGAGACAGUUUCGCCUACAUGGCCAGAGACACAGAGAAUAAAGGGGUGACCUUCAUUUUUCUUCAGGCUGGCCCCUGUGGGGGUCUGUGAGCAGCUUCUACUACUUCUAUUAUUUGGAUUGUGUCCAUAUUUAUAAUUUAUUUGAAAUGUGAUGGAUAAAGUACUCUCAUUUGGGGACUGAAGGUAGCAAUGCCCUUCAGCUCGGUAAAGGGGUAGGUAUUCACUCCUGCAGAGGAAUCCCAGAAUUCUCCCUGCAGCAGAGAAGGCUCUUCCUUCUCCUAAAGAGGCUGGCUCUUCUUGGCCAGAAGAGACUAUGGCCUCUCUCUCUCUCCAUGGCCACCCUAAGAGGCCAGUUCACUUCAUUACCUCCAGAGGGCUGCCUGGGCCAAGUGCCAAGGACAGGGUUGUCCUUAUAGGAGUCAUAUGUCCUCCAACCAGGGCUGGUAUCACUGCUUUGCCUAUUGGGGCCUGAGGUAGCAGAAGGUGUCUGGUUUCUCCAGAUACUGCAGGAGGCCAAAAGGCAGGGCACUUGCCCUUUGCCCUGGUAGAAUCUGGCCCUGCCAGAAUGCCCACCUUAAACCUUUCCUGAACAUGAGUUCCCUUCAACAUUGUGGUCAUAGGUCUCCUACUUCUGGGAUUGCAGGUCAGGGGUGGGGGGAGAAUGUUGCAUGUUGUUUUCUGGUGCUUGUUAUUACACAUUUGAAUAAACAGUGCCGCAAGCAUUUGCCAUGAAGGAGCCAA
Molecule: messenger RNA, 3353 nt
Organism: Marmota flaviventris (yellow-bellied marmot)
Lineage: Eukaryota; Metazoa; Chordata; Mammalia; Rodentia; Sciuridae
Gene: Sypl2
Product: synaptophysin like 2
Cellular component (GO): synaptic vesicle membrane; synaptic vesicle
Source: RefSeq, a predicted model, not a curated record